Messenger RNA from Loxodonta africana (African savanna elephant), 3441 nucleotides. It is a transcript of the gene GPR180, whose product is annotated as G protein-coupled receptor 180. Bases 1 to 1323 code for a protein of 440 amino acids. NCBI's taxonomy places the organism in Eukaryota, Metazoa, Chordata, Mammalia, Proboscidea, Elephantidae. Gene Ontology annotation, biological process: response to pheromone; G protein-coupled receptor signaling pathway. The record is from RefSeq and is a predicted model, not a curated record. The transcript has 9 exons.
AUGGGGGGACUGCGGCUGCUGGCGGUGGCCCUGACGUGCUGCUGGUGGCCGCAGGGCAGCCAGGGUAAGACCCUGCGAGGCCACUUCAGCAGCGUUGCGGCCCGAGACGCUCAGGGGCAGAGCAUCGGUCACUUCGAGUUCCACGGUGACCAUGCUCUUUUGUGUGUCAGAAUCAGCAACACAGCAGCAGCUGUUGGAAAAGAAGCUAAACUCUACCUGUUCCAAGCUCAGGAGUGGCUGACGCUCCAGGAAAGCAGUCAUGGUUAUAGUUGUAGCGAAAAAUUAUCCAAAGCUCAGUUGACAAUGGCAAUGAAUCAGACUGAACAUAAUCUGACAGUGUCCCAGAUUCCACAUCCACAGACGUGGCACGUGUUUUAUGCAGACAAGUAUACGUGCAAAGAUGACUAUGAGAAUUCUCAGGUGGAAGACAUCCAGUUUGAAAUGAUGUUACUAAACCCAGAUGCCGAAGGGAAUCCACUUGAUCAUUUCAGUGCUGGAGAAUCUGGGUUACAUGAGUUCUUUUUUCUCCUAGUCCUAGUGUACUUUGUGAUGGCUUGCAUUUAUGCUCAGUCACUGUGGCAGGCUGUUAAGAAAGGAGGACCCAUGCACAUGAUUUUAAAGGUUCUGACAACUGCAUUGCUGUCACAAGCUGCUUCAGCUUUAGCUAAUUACAUGCAUUUCUCCAGUUACUCCAGAGAUGGAAUAGGGGUACCUUUCAUGGGAAGUUUGGCAGAAUUUUUUGACAUCGCUUCCCAAAUUCAGAUGUUAUACCUCCUCCUGAGUCUGUGUAUGGGCUGGACAAUAGUCCGAAUGAAGAAGUCACAAAGCAGACCUCUCCAGUGGGAUUCUACUCCUGCGUCCACGGGCAUUGCUGUGUUCAUUGUCAUAACCCAGAGCAUUUUGCUGCUUUGGGAACAGUUUGAAGACCCCGGUCAUCACAGCUACUAUUCACAUCACAACUUAGCAGGGAUCCUUCUGAUCCUUUUAAGAAUUUGCCUGGCACUGUCAUUAGGCUGUGGGCUCUACCAGAUCAUCACCGUGGAGAGGAGCACGCUGAAGAGAGAGUUCUACACCACGUUUGCCAAAGGCUGUAUCUUGUGGUUUUUAUGCCAUCCAGUCCUUGCAUGCAUUUCUGUCAUUUUCAGUGACUACCAAAGAGAUAAGGUUAUCACAAUAGGUGUUAUCCUUUGCCAGUCUGUUUCCAUGGUUAUUCUCUACAGACUCUUUCUGUCCCACAGUCUGUACUGGGAAGUUUCGUCGCUUUCCUCGGUAACACUACCACUGACCAUAUCAUCUGGACACAAAAGUCGGCCCCAUUUCUGAUACUUGAUUGUGUUCAAAGGAACAGUGAAUUGGUUUAACAGAGUGCAAUAAGGAUCCAAAUACAGUGACUUUUUUUUUUCAUACAUUUGGUAUGAAAAAUUAGAGAAAGCAGAGCAUGUUAUUUAUAUAACUGCAUUUAAGCAGUACCAAAAACAAAGAUAAUAAAUGUUUUGAAAUAUACUUAAACAAUCAACUUUCAAGAAAGAUGUUCUUAUAAGGUGACAAGCAAUUUCCAUGUGGAGAUAAAGAUAGGAGAGAAUUAUCUGCUAUUUUGGUAAAAUAGUCACCACUUAGUAAUGCCUCAUCUUAUGUCAACGUAGCCAACUCAGGUGUGAUAGGCUCAGAAAAAGUAAUCAGUUAAAUGAUUACUUGCUUAUAUGUGUCUAAAAUUGUCCAGUUAUGAAAUCAGUAUACUUAGUACGCUGAUUAAAAACUGGUCUUUUUUAAUGCUUUACAUAAAAUGCAUUCAUAUUGGAGUUUAAAGGAAUUGAAAGUGAAAUCGGUUCAGGAAAUGAAUACAAAAUGUUCACAGUUAAAUGAGUAACCUUUUGUUUAUUUAUGGGUGGGGUUAUUCUCCAGUUUUUUCUGUCAUUUUUGGCUCUAGUUGAUGUUUUUUAGCUUGAUUAGCAAAGGGUUGAUGACAGUUUAUGCAAAAUAUGACAGAUAAACUACUUGAGUUGUGAGAAUGAGCAGUUCUAAAAUGUGAACACUUAGGUGAAGGGACUGGCAGGUUUACAUGUUUUAAAAAAAAAGAAGGAAAAAGUACUAUGUGUUGUGAUACUAAAAUCCUAAUCCUUAUAUAAUUCAUUUUCUUUACAUUGGAUCCCCAGUCAUAAUUAAGCCAUAUACACAGAUUAAAUUAACAGAAGCAUUUCACGUAAAUGUUGGUUUCAGUCAUCAACUACCCGUGAAUUCCUGCCUAAGGAUACUUAAUCAGGAUUAAAUUUUCUAUGAAUAAUUGAAAAACAAAAUACUCACUGGACUUGUUAUAAUCCAUGUUGGCACUGGAUUCCAAGUUGUUGCCAUCUUGAAUCCCUUGUAAUAACGCCAUAUAUGGUUUUUUUUUUUUUUGUAAUGCCUCAGUAUUGAGUACGCUAGCUAAAGAAUACUUGAUCAAAUGCCUGUUUAAAGAAUGCUAAAUGGUUUCAGUACCUGCUGUAUAAAAUGAAUAUUCCCAUUAAUAGUCACUGAUUGUAUAUUACUCAGUUUUUCCCCAGUUUGUUCAGGCCUUUUCAUUUUUAACUCUGGCUUAUUUAGAAAAAGAAAAGAAAAUUCUAUCUACUUCCAAAGGUAUUGCAUUUUGAAGCAAGAAAUGGUGCACUGAUAGGGUAAACUUUUAAGCUAAAUAUCCAAAACAGUGUAGCACAACUUAAAGAUAUUUAUAGCUUUGUCUUUGUGUUUUUCCUUGCAUCCAGUCUCAUUUAAAUAAGCACUAUUCUCCUUCAUUUUACUGGCAAAUAUAUGUGUUUGUGACUAGCAAAAUAGUAGUGACAGAGCUCAGCCUGCUCAGUAAAUCAUCUCUCUAGCGGCUCUUUGUAAAUCAUUUAAUAAGUGAGAACUACAGGUUGAGACUAGAAAGUUUGAGAUAUGUUUUAGGUUUACAUGAUCUCCUAAGAGGUCAUCAUCUUUUCCUUUUACCACAUCUCACUAAUAAUCGCAGUUAUUAUCGGUUGUGUUCAACGGAAGGGCAGUUAAUUAAGCUGAGGAAAAGAGUCAAGGUUUUUUAUGUGUUUUGCGAACUUGCAGCAAUGGGAGGGGAGUCUUCUUUGUGUUCUCUUACACAGAGCAUGUAGUAACUCCAUAAUCAACAUACCUAAAACGUAUUUCUGUGCUAGCAUUUAUGAAACUUUUAACAGUUUUUUUUACUUUAUUUUUUAAUUUAUGGUUGAAUUUGCUGAUAAUUUAUUUUGUUAUUCAUGAGCCAUUGUGAAAUGAAAGGAAAUAGUUGUUAAUAAACUGUCCUUAAUUAGUAAAUAGCUCAAAAUUUAGAGUUCAUAAGUUAUGACGUAGCGUUCCCUCUUUUUUCUUUCUAAAUAUUUACAUGAAGAUCCCCUAGAUUACAGAAAGAGACAUGUAUACUUCAAGCUCUAAUUAAAGAUCAAAAACUUCUCCACUUUU